AUGGCAAUUGUACACAAUUAUUUAACCAUGAUAAUAAGCCUCACAGUCGUAUUCGUCUAUCAUGGUUUUACUACCGGAGAAUACACAACCGCAACUCUGAACAAUCGUCCGAUUAUUGGUAUUAUGUCCCAAGAAACACAUGGCAAGAUAUAUCCAAAGUUUGGUCAAUCGUAUAUCGCUGCGUCCUAUAUUAAAUAUUUGGAAUCAUCAGGAGCCCGAGUUGUGCCCAUAAUGAAUGACCUCAGUGAAGAAGAAACAGAGAAACUAUUUAACUCUAUCAAUGGAGUUUUAUUCCCUGGCGGCGGAGUUAACCUCAGUACAUCUGGCUAUGCUAAAAUCGGGCAGCAUAUUGUUGAUUUAGCUAAAGCCGCAUUUAGCAAAGGAGACUAUUUCCCAAUAUGGGCAACUUGUCUUGGUUUUGAAUUUGUAUCCACGUUGAUUAGCGAAGACGUCAACGUUUUAUCCAAAACUGACUCGGAGAAUCUACCAUUACCAUUAAAUUUUUCGCAAGAUUACCGCAAUAGCAAAUUGUUCGGGAAAAUACAAGACUCGCUCUCACAUUUUCUCAGCACAGCUUCUACUACAAUGAACAUGCAUAAACGCUCGUUACUGGCUUCAACUUUUGCAAGAAAUCAGAAACUGAGAAGCUUUUUCAAGAUUUUGUCAACAAACAAUGACAGAAACGGCUUAGAAUUUGUAUCAACAAUAGAGGGGAUUAAAUAUCCUAUCUUUGCAACACAAUGGCAUCCGGAAAAGAACGCAUUUGAGUGGACAGUGAAAGAAAAUAUACCUCACCAAGAUAUGUCCAUAAAGGUCACGCAGUAUAUGUCAAAUUUCUUUGUGAAUCAAGCUCGAUUGAAUAAGCAUAGAUGUUUAUCACCUGAAGAAGAAGCCGUCUCGUUGAUAUAUAAUUUUACUCCAGUUUAUACUGGGAAUGUAUCAAAUUUUGAACAGUGUUAUUUUUUUAAAUCCCAGCAGGAUGCCAUAUUUUGA
Molecule: messenger RNA, 993 nt
Organism: Paramuricea clavata
Lineage: Eukaryota; Metazoa; Cnidaria; Anthozoa; Malacalcyonacea; Plexauridae
Source: the annotation of a GenBank genome assembly